Lodderomyces margitis is the source of this 1170-nucleotide messenger RNA. RefSeq names its product Lyp1p (gene LYP1). Gene Ontology annotation, cellular component: membrane. The record is from RefSeq and is a predicted model, not a curated record. Gene Ontology annotation, molecular function: amino acid transmembrane transporter activity. Bases 1 to 1170 code for a protein of 389 amino acids. The transcript has a single exon. Lineage: Eukaryota; Fungi; Ascomycota; Pichiomycetes; Serinales; Debaryomycetaceae. Gene Ontology annotation, biological process: amino acid transmembrane transport.
AUGACAAGCAAAACGGGUAUAAUUUUGUUAAUUUGGAUAUUAUUAACGGCAGCUAAUUUAUUCCCCGUUAAUUACUACGGCGAAAUUGAAUUCAUAGUAACGAUUAUAAAAGUUGCAUUUAUGAUCAGUUGGAUUGGCUUGAGUAUAUGCUUGGUUUCUUUGCAAAUUGGUCUCAUCAAUUGGCAAAAUCGCGAAUUGUUAUGGGGGAUAAAUACGAUACAAGUUGUAACUAACCCCAUACUCAAUAAGGUGAUUAAUAUUUUAUCGUCAUCUAUCGUAUCUUCGUGUUUUACUUUCCAAUCGAUUGAAUCGGUGGGGAUAUGUUCAGGGGAAAUUGAAGAUAUUGGUCGCAAUUUACCCAAAGCAAUCAAGUAUAUCGUCAUGCGGAUUGUUUUGUUUUAUCUUGGUUCGUUGGUUUUGCUUACGUUGAUGAUUCCUAGUAAUGAUUCUCGGUUAAUUGACAAUAAUGGUAAUGGUGAUAGUGGCCUGGCCAUGACCUCGCCAUUUGUUAUUGCAUUGAUCAAUUGCGGGGUUGGUGGCACUUCGAUCUUGAUUAAUAUUGUCAAUUUUGUCAUAUUGACUUCCAUGAUAUCGGCCGCCAAUUCAAACAUCUAUUUCGGAUCACGAUGUUUGUUGUCCAUGGUUGAAGAAGGAUACUUUUGGCCCCAAUUUGCAAAGACAACGAGGAAUGGAGGUGUACCUGUCUAUGCCAUCUUGUUAACUUCUGCAAUAGGGUUGAUAAUUUCCCUACUAUCGAACUGGAAAAGCAUGGAUAUCUUCCUCACAUUGUUAAUCAAUUUGUCGGCUACUACUGGGUUACUCAUGUGGCUCUUCAUCCUGGUUAGCUACCUUCGGUUCCGCGCAACUUUGGAAUACAAUGGGUUACCGUAUAAUCAACUCUCGUAUACUUCUUCGUCGCUGUUGUUGUUCUGCUUGCCAAUGAGACAAGCUUCCUGGUUCAGUAUCGUCAGUAUUGUUGUGAUUAUAUUGAGUAAUGGUGUAACCAAUGUUUGGCAAUUUAAUUGGGAUUCAUUCGCCAGUUGUUAUUUGACGCUGAUUGUGGUUAUAAUUGGGGUGGUUUGCUUUAGUUAUAAAUGGAAUGAGCCGGUGUUGAAACCUGUAGCUGAGAUCGAUAUCUUUACUGAUCAUUCACCAAAUGCGUUUAAGUAG